Messenger RNA from Rotaria sp. Silwood2, 2103 nucleotides. NCBI's taxonomy places the organism in Eukaryota, Metazoa, Rotifera, Eurotatoria, Philodinida, Philodinidae. The record is from the annotation of a GenBank genome assembly.
AUGACUAUAUCAGAUGCAAUUAGUUCACCUUUAUGGUGUUCAAUAGGAGUAUAUAUUCAAAAUGAAGAUGAUGCACGUCCUUAUGAACCAUGUGUUGAUCGAUUGUAUCAAUUAGCAUAUGAAGACGAAGAAGAAAAAUUAUAUCAAUGGUGGAUUGAUUUUUGGAUUAUCAUUGGUCUUAAAUGUCCUAAUAUAUCUAUUGAUCAUAUUCCACAAUUAAUUGAUGCAGUUAUCGAUCGUAAACGAAUAGAAUUAUUAACAAUGCUUUCUGUAACCAAUGCACAACCACAUUUAUUCGAUAAAUAUCAAGAAGAACUUUUACAAUUUGUUAUUGAAAAACAUAGUUUAACUGCAUUCGGUUGUCUACAACAAUGUUUAGUAGCAUCAGCAAUUAUUAAAGGUGAAAAAAUAGCUGAUGAACAUCUUAAUUUAUUAAUAAAUUUAAUAAAUAAAACAAAAGAUAUUUCUGCUGAUUUGAAACCACAAGUAUUUCAUACAUUUCAACUGAUUGAAGUAAAAUAUAAAGAAAUUCUUGCAUCUAAACGUAAUGAUUUAAUAGCAUUUGAAUCAGAUCCUUUUUGUCAAGCUGUUAUUAAUUAUAUUGAUGGAAACAAAUUAAGCGAAGAAAAUCAAGCAGCUGUUAAUCGUACUCUUGAUGAAGUAGCUCAAAUGGAAAAACGUGUUGUUCAGACGGAACAUAAUGUUCAGAAUAUAACAAAAGUAGUUAAACGUCAAGAAUUAAAUAUUACCAAUAUCAAUACACGAAUUAAUCUAGCUGAUACAUAUAUCAAUGAUAUAGCCGAACAAGUUGAACAACAUAGUCAAGAAAUAGAACGUAUUGAUAUGAAAACAUUAAGUUAUGUUCCAUCUGAAUGGGGUCAUGAUGUAUGUAAACUUCUUAAUAUUCGUGUUGAUAAUGAUUGGCGUUUACUUGAUAAACGUUUUGGUUAUUCAACAAGUGAAUUAAAACAUUGGGCUAUGCAAACUGAUCCAUCAAUGUCUUUACUUAAUGAAUGGUUCAUGACACAUAAAACUGAUGAAGCAACAUAUGGACUUUUAAAAGUUUUACACGAUAUAGGCCGACAAGAUGUCGAAGAAAUUAUUCGUAAAGCUCUGACAGCUGCUGGUGAACUUAUACCAGAUGAUAUAUCAAUGGAUAUUAAACGUCUUCCACCAAUAUUUAUUUCUUAUCAAUGGGGUUCGCAAAAAACUGUUUUAAAAUUAAAAGAAAAUCUUGAACAAGCUGGUUAUGCUUGUUGGAUGGAUAUAGGACAAAUGGGUGGUGGUGAUAAAUUAUUUGCUAAAAUUGAUGCUGGUAUACGUGGUGCAAAAGUUGUUAUUUGCUGUAUAAAUAAAAAUUAUGCACAAUCAGAUAAUUGUUUACGUGAAGUACAUUUAACAAUAAGUACAAGUAAACCAGUAAUACCUUUACAAAUGGAAAAACAAACAUGGCCACCGGAAGGUGUACUUGGACCAAUAAUGAGUGAAUAUUUAUAUAUACGUUUUUAUGAUCGAAAAAAUAAUGAUGCAAAUUAUUGGCCAACUGAUAAAUUUACUGAAUUACUCGGUCAAAUACGUUAUCAUGUUGCACCAGAUCCUGAUAUGAUAACUCAACAAUAUUAUAAUUGGUUUGCACCACGCAUUGAUAAUCUAAUUUUUCUUCCAACACAAACAAAAAAAGAUAGUAAAGAUAAAACUAGAAUUCAAGAUAAUAUACCACGUGUUGUUACUCAUUCACAAAUAAUGAUAUCAUAUCAAUGGGAUUAUCAAAAAGAUAUUAUUAAUCUAUAUGAAAAAUUAACAAAAUUAGGUUAUCGUUGUUGGCUUGAUAUAUUUCAAAUGGGUGGUGGUGAUUCAUUAUUUGAAAAAAUUGAUGCAGGAAUACGUCAUGCAAAAUGUAUUUUAUCAUAUGUGACACCAAAAUAUACAAAAUCAAUGAAUUGUCGACGAGAAAUGGCUUUAUCUGAUGCUCUUCAAAAACCAAUUAUACCAUUAUUACUUGAAGAAGCAAGUACUUGGCCACCAGCUGGUCCUAUGGCAAUGGUAUUUGCUGAAAAACCUUAUAUUGAUUUUCGACGUUCAACUAAUCAUAGUGACAGAUGA